Ramularia collo-cygni is the source of this 1455-nucleotide messenger RNA. Its product is annotated as related to aldehyde dehydrogenase. The record is from RefSeq and is a predicted model, not a curated record. Bases 1 to 1455 code for a protein of 484 amino acids. The transcript is spliced from 10 exons. Gene Ontology annotation, molecular function: aldehyde dehydrogenase (NAD+) activity. Lineage: Eukaryota; Fungi; Ascomycota; Dothideomycetes; Mycosphaerellales; Mycosphaerellaceae.
AUGUCGUACCAAACGGACCUCUUCAUCAACGGGAAGUACACACCUGCCACCAGCGGCGAAAAACUCUCAAUCUACUCUCCCAACGAUGACUCUCUUGUGACGGACAACGUCCAAGUGGCCUCGGAGCAAGACGUCGACAAAGCUGUAGCUGCUGCUCGGGCUGCUUUCCCAGCAUGGCGGGAUACUGCUGGCCACAAGCGGGCAGCGAUCAUGUUCAAGUUCGCCGAUCUGCUAGAGGAAAACAUUGACAAGCUCGCAAAGCUAGAAUCAAUUGCCAUGGGCCAACCAGUCAGCAUCGCUAAGAGGAUGAUCAUGGGUCCUGUUGCACUUUGGAGGUAUUACGCUGGAUAUUCGGGCAAGGUUGCGGGAGAAUCUUUCCCACCUGACGAGGAUGGUACCUAUAAGAUUGUCCAAUACGAGCCUCUCGGAGUAUGCGCGGGUAUUUGUGCUUGGAAUGGCAGCCAUGUUCUUGCUGCGUGGAAGAUGGCACCCGCAAUGGCCACAGGCAAUACCUUUAUUCUCAAGAGCUCUGAGAAAUCGCCGCUGAGCCUGCUCGCGUAUGGAGAUCUGAUCAAUGAAGCUGGCUUCCCUCCUGGAGUGAUCAACAUUGUCACCGGAGCUGGAAGCACCGGAAGUCUCCUGGCGAGCCACAUGAACAUUGACAAGAUUGCCUUUACUGGAUCGGCGGUAGCUGGACGAGCUGUGAUGGUAGCUGCGGCCAAGUCAAACCUGAAGCAAGUCUCGUUGGAGCUUGGUGGCAAGUCACCUGCAUUGAUCUUCGACGAUGCGGACAUGGAAAAUGCGGUGGAGCAUAGCUCGACCUCGUUCUUGCGGAACUCUGGGCAGAUUUGCUUUGCGGCCAGUCGGGUCCUUGUUCAAGAGAGUAUCGCUCCAAAGUUCAUCGAGGCUAUCAAGACCGCAUUCGAGAACGCAGCGUUGAAAAUGGGUGAUCCCUCGUUGGAAGACACAGCUUUUGGUCCACUAGCAGACAAGAAGCAGUUUGAGCGUGUGAUGAGCUUCCUCGAUGGCGCCAAAAGGGAAGGCGUGCAGGUCCUGACUGGUGGCUCGCGGAAAGGAGACAAAGGGACGUUUGUCACGCCGACCAUAUUCUUGAACCCGGACGUGAACAGCAAGGUCUACACCGACGAGAUCUUUGGGCCUGCAAUAUCAAUCAAAACUUUCAAGACCGAGGAUGAGGCCAUCCAGCUGGCCAAUAACACGUCUUAUGGUUUAGGAUCUACCAUCUACACGUCUGAUGUUGCCAGAGCGCUGCGGGUCGCAGGUCGUAUCGAAGCGGGUACGGUCGGYAUCAACUCAGCUUUCAGCACAUCGCCUCAAACGCCUUUCGGAGGCUUCAAGCAAUCAGGCUAUGGACGAGAGAGCGGGGCCGAAGGUUUGAAGGAGUAUGUGCAACCAAAGACUAUUCACAUCAACAUGAACGUAGGGAAGAAAUAG